This is a messenger RNA of Candidula unifasciata, 777 nucleotides long. The record is from the annotation of a GenBank genome assembly. NCBI's taxonomy places the organism in Eukaryota, Metazoa, Mollusca, Gastropoda, Stylommatophora, Geomitridae.
AUGCAUGAGGAAAACGAGAAUGACUGUGAACAGCCGCUAGAACAGUGGUUUUCCAACUUUGAGGAUGAAUGUCUGAACGAGCUGGAGGCUCAAGGCAGAGUGGAGGCCAGACUGCAAGCUGCCGAAGAGAACACAGCACAACAGUUAUGGUUAGGUUUUCAGCAUACGUCGACGGCUAUAGCACAGCUGUAUAAUUAUAAAGAUUCUGCCAGUGAUGGGUAUUUCCUGUUAGUUCCAUUCAAUAAAGCUGCAGAGUCGCUGACAAAAUUAUAUAAAGAUAGUCUAAAUAAUGCUCGAGAGUGCCUGACUCUGGGAAUGCAGAGUGGUAGAAGUAGCCGUGCUAGAGAUAUUGCUGCUUGGGUGCGCAAGAAGCGAAAGUGUAUACGCAGAGAUGAACUCCUAGCAUACCUGUGUGGCAAGAGCCUGCCAUCACACUCACACCAUCAUAGAAACAGGCAGAACCGAAGUAUAGAAAGACAGUUGCCUCAUCGUGCAUCCCACCAUAGUGAUGCCAUUGAUGCUGGGGAGUAUCCAGUGAGAGAGGCUUUCUCUUUGCAAGGUCUGAAUGGUGCAAUGUCCAAUAUCAGCAUGGGAUACAGCCGACCCAGCACAGCUGCCGGGUGCACAUUCAACUCUUUCUCCAGGCCACCAGUAGUCGACUAUUUAUACCACGAUGAACGAGCCAGAAGCUCCGAAUAUAGAAAACGACGAAAUUCCUCCUCAGGCACAGACGCCAGCAUGGAGUCACCGUCAAGGAAAAAAGGCAAAUCGCUGUGA